This is a messenger RNA of Symbiodinium natans, 1899 nucleotides long. NCBI's taxonomy places the organism in Eukaryota, Dinophyceae, Suessiales, Symbiodiniaceae. The record is from the annotation of a GenBank genome assembly.
AUGAAGCUUUCUUCGAAUGACGGACCUGGCCACGAGAUCCCAGACGUCAUCGAGAAUCAAGAGCUUGAGCUCCUGCCCGAGGGCCUCUUGCCGGAUGGCAGGACACAGUCUCGAGGAGGGGAGCUGUCUCGUGAUCCAGAACAUUCUGAAAUCGUCCUGGAUGGCUCCUCAGCAAGUGACGGAGGCCUUGAGGAUGAGUUGGCAGAUGGUACAGGUUCCGAAGAAACUUCGGAAGCUGCUGAAGAGGAGGCCUCAGAAGCUGCUGAAGAGGAGGUCUCGGAAGCUGCUGAAGAGGAGGUCUCAGAAGCUGUUGAAGAGGAGGACGACUCUGCUUCGAGCGACUCGACCUCAAGCGCAUGUCAAAUUGAGGAGAUCGAGGUGACGGGCAUGGAGGGCUUUCAGGUGGAUGAGUGGGUUUGCGAAGCGCAGGCGCUAAUCCCUGCUGAGUCUCCCGAGGAGCAGGUCGAUGUGCCUGAGCCAUCCAGCGUGACCAAACAGGACGAUGCGGAAGGUGGACCUGUCACAGCUGGAGUCGCUGGAGGCCUUCCAGUUGAUGAUGCAGCUGCACAGGAAAAGGUCACCGACGACAUGGUUUCAGUCAUCAUGGAUGAGCUGCUCAAUGACACCAUCCAGUCUUCGGCCGUGUCCGAGCCAGCUUUACGGCACCCAACGCCAAUAGCUCCGUCAUUCAUUGAUAUCUUCAGCGAGGAUUCAGCUCCGGAUGGAUCCAGCGCGGAAAGCGAGAGCGUCGUUCAACCAUCUCCAAGAAGGCCGCCUUCGCAGAAAAGCGAAACAGAAUCGGGCGUGUCACCAAAAAAGAUGCCGUCAAAAGCUGAAGAAAUCCGCCUGGCAGCAGGAGGCGAGAAAGCUUCCAAGGAUGCUGGGCCACCGCGCCCGCCCUCGCCACCUCCUGACUUGCGUAGCACAAGUACAGAAAGUGCCAACGACUCUGCAGCACCGCAGAAAUCUCAGUCAAGCCCGAAAGGGCGGCAAGAGACGGCGGAGCUGAUCAGUCAGGAGUUGCUUGACAUGAUGCUGGGAGAGGCGCUUGAUGAAUUCGAAGACUCGCCCGGUCGGCACAAGACCAGUCCACGAGAGGAGACUCGAAUCAGUGUUCCCGAUGCUGGAUCCGCGCCAGCAAGUCCACUCGCAGGACCGCAGCCAAUCGACACCUCAGAAGCUGUCGUGGCUCCGUUCCUGGACGUCGUCUUCCAGCAGCUGGGUGUGACCGAUGAGGAUGAGGCGCAGCCGAUUGUUGGACCACUCCCAGAUGUCGAGGAGUGGCUACCGGCAGUGCUCGAAGUCAUGAAGACGCGUCAUCGUGCUACCCGUGGGGAAGAUCGGCCCAAGGCAGGACCUCCAAGCAGACCGAAGGAGGAGGAGGACAUCGAGCCCUCCUUGGAAGAGACGGAAGUCCAGAACGUCGAGAGCUUCACUCGACUGCUUGCAGAUGCUUUUCUGGAGACGGCGAAUGAAGAGGUCAAGGAGCAAGGUCCGCGGAUAAUGGGUUGGCGUCGACCCUGUUUCGGUGAAGCGCCCCUCUCACGUUUCCGCGCGAAGCAGGAGGGCACCACUCCAUCACAGCAGCAGACCUGGGAGAAGGUGAGGGAGAAGCUGACCGAGGCAGUACGCUUUGGCUGGCGAAACGAGGCCGGUGGAGAUGAGCUUCCUGCAGGCAGAACCCUUGAGGCUGAUGCUUCGUCAGGUGGAGCUGUCACCCUGUCCAACAUUGAUGAAGGUAUCGAUGCGCUUCUGGAAGAAGAGAUCUGCAGUGAUGAGGCUUCCUGGUUAGACAUCAAGGGCGACGUGCAGAAGGUGAAGAACCAGGUUGCUGGGAUGAUUUUCAUGGAUCUUGUCGACGAGAUGGUCACGGAGAUUGGCAGCAUGUGGUCGGCAUAA